This is a messenger RNA of Scophthalmus maximus (turbot), 2384 nucleotides long. It is a transcript of the gene eif2b1, whose product is annotated as eukaryotic translation initiation factor 2B, subunit 1 alpha. Gene Ontology annotation, molecular function: translation initiation factor activity; guanyl-nucleotide exchange factor activity. Gene Ontology annotation, cellular component: eukaryotic translation initiation factor 2B complex. The coding region runs from base 1460 to 2329 and encodes 289 amino acids. NCBI's taxonomy places the organism in Eukaryota, Metazoa, Chordata, Actinopteri, Pleuronectiformes, Scophthalmidae. Gene Ontology annotation, biological process: translational initiation. The transcript has 10 exons. The record is from RefSeq and is a predicted model, not a curated record.
UGUAUUUUUUUCAUCAACAGCCAUGACGGCUUCCCUGAAAAAAAUCUUUGAAAUGAUGAAAAACGACUUACCUGUCAUGUUAAAGGAAGUGAUAAGAAACUAAGAAAACACAUUCAGUAGUUUGUAUAAUCCUGCUAACAUACAAAAAAUCAAAUAAACAAAAAACAGGGAGAAAACAUAACCUCCUUGUGGGUGGUGGUAGAGACAAAGACGAAGCAGAACAACUAUUGGGCAGAUAACACAAAGUUAAUGACAUGCAGUAGUGUGAUAUAAAUGUGCUCAGAUGCAUGAUGGGAGUUCCUCCAGCAGUCUAGACCUAUAGCAGCAUAACUAAGAGAUGGCUCAGGACCAACAGGUCCUCCAACUCACGCGAGCACCUAGAGGUCAGCCGUCUUUAAAAUUAUCAUAUAGGUCAUAAUAAGCUGCUUGUACAAACGACCUACGUGGUUAUUUUUCGGGGGAGGGCAGUGAGUCUCUUCUGGACUCACUUGAGCAGCUCUAGCUAUAAGCUUUUUAAAGAGGAAGGUUUUAAGUAUAGUGGAGAUGGCCAUCUGCAUCCCUGACACAAACUGGGAGCUGGUUCCAGAGGACAGGCUCUGCCUCCCAAAGUAGUCCUGAGUUUAGAGAGAAGUGAUCUUUUGGGAUAAUAUGGAAUGAUUCAUAAACCCUCAGCUGUCAGUUUAUGAGGUACACCCAGCUACAUUAAAUCCCACAAUCAUGAUAAUGUUCAGUUUCUGUUGAAAUUUGUUGAAUCACAUUUCAACACAGACACAGUUUAUGUUAAACUUACUUUUUCAACUAUUGUGUGAUGUGCUAUAGGCUUAACAAUUAAUGGCACAUUAGUAUAUUUUCCUGUUCAUUGCACACAUGCACACUUGGAAAUAAAUAAAUAAAUGAUUAAGUGUUUCCCUAAUCUAAACUAAAAUCUCAAUUUGUUUUAUAAAGUUUACAUCUGUUCAUCAAAUCACCUCAAAGCUCAAACUGAUUUCGACUUUUCCGGCAGCACGUGAAGGGACCACGACGCCUUUCGUCAUCUCUUCGCGACACGUUAACGCCGCACGACUGUAGAAGCUAAUGGUUUGGAGCUCCGCAGAUACUGACAAAAACAAAACUGUCCUGAGAUAAUUCAGCCUGUUCCCGUUUGCGGCAGUUCAAUAAAUUGUUACCAAAAUAGUCAGUUGAAACGAGACUUAUGACGGGAAGUGUUAUAUACACCGUGGACUGACUGAAACUAUCGGAAAUCUAACGAGUGUGAUUCACCGCGGUUAGCUUUUAGCCCAAAACUACACCUGUUAGACUCAGCGUGGUUUUUCACGAUGGAUGAAGAAGACAGAGUCGACCGUCCUGUUCAGUCGAUCAGUGGAGAGCUAUCCUGCUGUGCUCUUUUCUGGAGGGGAUUUGUUGCUCAAAGAUGUGUUAAUUUGUUGACCGAGAGCUGGUGGAGUAUUUCAAGGCUCAGAUGAGGAAAAACCCGGACAUGGCCUCAGCCGUGGCCGCUAUCCGCACUCUGCUGGAGUUCCUUAAGCGAGACAAAGGUGAAACUAUCCUGGGCCUGAGGGAGAACCUGACAUGGGCCACAGACUGCCUGACUGGAGUGGACUCUUCUGUGGCCGUGUCCUCAGGAGGGGAGCUUUUCCUGCGCUUCAUAAGCCUCACAUCCCUGGAGCACCAGGAUUUGUCACGCUGCAAGAAGGUGAUGGAAGAGAGAGGAGAACUAUUUCUAGAGAAGAUCUCCAUGUCCAGGACCAAGGUUGCCAAGCUCUGUCACACCUUCAUCAAGGAUGGUACUAAAAUCCUGACUCACUCCUACUCCAGAGUCGUCCUCAGGGUGCUGGAAAAAGCUGCAGCUGAGAAGAAACGCUUCUCUGUCUAUGUGACUGAAUCGCAGCCUGACUCAGCUGGGCGACAGAUGGCUGAAGCCCUGAGAAAACUCAAUGUUCCAGUAACAGUAGUCCUGGAUGCAGCUGUGGGGUAUGUCCUGGAGAAGGUGGAUCUAGUUAUUAUUGGGGCAGAGGGAGUUGUGGAGAGCGGUGGAAUCAUCAACAAGAUCGGCACUUAUCAGAUGGCUGUGUGCUCCAAAGCUCACAACAAGCCCUUUUAUGUUGUGGCCGAGAGUUUCAAAUUUGUCCGGCUGUAUCCACUCAACCAACAGGAUGUGCCUGACAAAUUUAAGUACAAAGCAGAUACCUUGAAGACGGUGCAGAACCUGUCAGAGGAGCAUCCGAUGAUUGACUACACACCUCCCUCCCUCAUCACCCUCCUCUUCACGGAUCUGGGUGUUCUCACUCCGUCUGCUGUCAGCGACGAACUCAUUAAGCUUUAUUUAUGACCAUGCCUCAGAAUUCUCAAAUAAAAACCCUUAUCAAAAGGUUAUUAAAAAAAAA